Molecule: messenger RNA, 150 nt
Organism: Penicillium malachiteum
Lineage: Eukaryota; Fungi; Ascomycota; Eurotiomycetes; Eurotiales; Aspergillaceae
Exons: 4
Coding region: 1-150 (49 amino acids)
Source: RefSeq, a predicted model, not a curated record
AUGUUUGCCCCGGGCCAGGAACAGCUCUCCAAGGAGGACCUCAAGGCUGGUGAGAUUGAGGCUUGCCAGACCGUCCGCAUGGCCGUUGUCGGUGGUAUCCUUCUCUACCUGUCUCCCUUCGCCGUUGACUUCGCCAAGAAGUUCCUUUAA